Molecule: messenger RNA, 3137 nt
Organism: Heterocephalus glaber (naked mole-rat)
Lineage: Eukaryota; Metazoa; Chordata; Mammalia; Rodentia; Bathyergidae
Source: RefSeq, a predicted model, not a curated record
UUGAGCUGAGCCAGCUCCUGGCUUGCUAUGUCUCUGUCACUGCUACGGGCCUGGGUGUUGUCUAUCUGUCCUGGGGAUGGGGCCAUGGGUCAUCCCAAGAGCUCCCAGGUUAUGGUUCAGACUCCCUAUGGCUCUACCCUUUCCCCUUUCCCAAGGCUAGGUUCCUGUGGCGGGGAGGGAGAGGUGCCUGGUUCCCAGAUCUUAGAGACUCACCUCAACACCAUGCUGGAUUCUGGAUCCCAAACUCAGCAAAGGAGCAGCCACAGUGGCCCAGAGGCCAGCCUGUGGUCCUCAGGCUUUAGUGUGAAGCUGGAGGCCGUCACCCCAUUUCUGGGCAAGUAUCGCCCCUUUGUGGGUCGCUGCUGCCAGACCUGCACCCCUAAAAGCUGGGAGUCCUUCUUCCACAGGAGCCUGAUGGACCUGGGCUUCUGCAAUGUGAUCCUGGUGAAGGAGGAGAAUACCAGGUUUCGGGGCUGGCUGGUUCGUAGGCUCUGCUGUUUCCUGUGGUCCCUGGAGCAGCGCAUCCCCCCCUGCCGGGAUGCCCCACAGAAGAUCAUGGAGAGCACUGGGGUACAGAGCCUCCUCCCUGGGAGAGUCCUGGGAGGGGCUGGGGAAGGCCAGCCGCCUGCCCUAGUGCAGAGGGAGGUGAGGCGCAUCCUGGGCCACAUCCAGGCCCCACCCCGCCCCUUCCUGCUCAGGCUGUUCAGUUGGGUGCUGCUGAGGCUCCUGAACUGCCUCUUCCUGAAUGUGCAGCUCCACAGAGGCCAGAUGAAGAUGGUGCACAAGGCUGCUGAGGCGGGCUCGCCACUUGUCCUCCUCUCCACUCAUAAAUCGCUCCUGGAUGGGAUCCUGCUGCCCUUCGUGCUGCUCUCCCAGGGCCUGGGCGUGCUCCGCGUGGCGUGGGACCCUUGUGCCUGUUCUCCUGCUCUCAGAGCUCUGCUGAGGAAUCUUGGGGGGCUUUUCCUGCCUGCAGAGGCUAACCUCUCCCUGGACAGCUCUGAGGGGGUCCUUGCAAGGGCUGUCAUCUGUGCUGCUGUGGAGCAGCUGCUGGGCAGUGGGCAGCCUCUGCUCAUCUUCCUGGAGGAUGCUCCUGGAGCCCCAGGGCCGCGGCUGUCAGCCCUGGGCCAGGCCUGGCUGGGGCUGGUGGUACAGGCGGUGCAGGCAGGCAUAGUCCCAGAUGUUACACUGGUGCCAGUGGCCGUCACCUAUGACUUGGUUCCAGAUGCACCAUACAACAUGCACCACGCCUCGGCCCCCCUGGGGCUGUGGACUGGAGCGCUGGCUGUCCUGCAGAGACUGCGCAGAUGCUGGGGCUGCAGCCACAAGGUCUGCGUCCGAGUGAACCUUGCCCAGCCCUUCUCUCUGCAGGAAUAUAUCACCAACGCCAGAAGCUGCUGGAGCGACAGGCAGACCCUGGAGCACUUGUUGCAGCCCAUCGUACUGGGCCAGUGUACCACUGUUCCAGACACUGAGAAGGAGCAGGAAUGGACCCCAGUGCCCCGGCUGCUCCUGGCCCUUCGGGAGGAAGACCGGCUCCUGGUCAGGAGGCUAAGCCGCCACGUCCUGAAUGCCAGUGUGGUGAGCUCGGCAGUGAUGAGCACGGCCAUCAUGGCGACGCUGUUGUUGUGCAAGCACCGGAAGGGUGUGGUCCUGUCCCGGCUGCUGGGGGAGUUCUCUUGGCUGACGGAGGAGACGCUGCUGCGUGGCUUUGACGUGGGCUUUUCAGGGCAGCUGCGGAGCCUGGUUCAACACACACUAAGCCUGCUGCGGGCACAUGUGGUCCUGCUGCGGGUCCAGCAAGGGGACCUGCUGGUUGUCCCACGGCCCGGCCCAGGCCUUGUACACCUAGCACACCUGAGUGCUGAGCUGCUGCCUGCCUUCCUGAGUGAGGCAGUGGGUGCAUGUGCUGUGCAGGCACUGGUGGCAGGCAGGGUGCCGUGUGAGGGGCCCUGGGAGCUGCAGGGAGUAGAGUUGCUGAGCCAGAGGGAACUGUACCACCAGGUCCUGCUGCUGCUACACUUGCUACCCAGGGACCUGCUGCUGUUGCAGCCCUGCCAGUCUUCCUACUGCUACUGUCAGGAGGUGCUGGACCGGCUCAUCCAGUGCGGGCUCCUGGUUGCUGAGGAGGCCCCAAGCUCUCGGCCAGCCUGUGACACAGGGCGACAGCGUUUGAGUGCAAAGCUGCUGUGGAAACUGAGUGGGGACUUCAGUGACAGCGACAGUGACCACUUUGAGGAGGCUCAGGGCCGGUGCUUCAGGGCACGGCUGCCUGACACUGGUGAGGCCCACCUCCCCUGUGGUGCCCAGGGCUCUGCCCACAGGCCUGGGCUAGAUCUCCUUCUCCUGCAGAGUCCGGCUAUGUGGAGCAGCUGCUCGAGUUCCUGCAGGCCAGCGCCCAGGAAGAAGGGCUGUUUGGUGAGUCUCAGGCAGCCCAUCCAGGCUCUGGGAGGUGGGAGGCUCUGCUGGUGGCUGCUGCCCCCUGCUGGGCAGUGGCAACCUGACCCUGGGAAGGAGAGGCACAGAGCCCACCUCUGCUUUCCUCCUUUACACAAGAGCUGUGUCCAGUGGCUCCCUGCUCUGCCCCAGCCUUCAUCUCUCUUCCUCCAGAGUAUGCGGACCCAAGCCUCGCCAUCAGUGCUGUCUGGACCUUCAGAGACCUGGGGGUGCUGCAGCAGACAUCUGGCCUUGCAGGCCCCCAGCUCAUGCUGUCCCCUGCAUUUGCCAGCCAGGAGAGCCAGGACAGGCUGGAACAGUUCAUCCGACAGUUUGUGUGUAGCUAAGGCAGAGCCUGAUCUGAGCCUCCUUGGCCCACAGGGUCGCACAACCUUCACUGGACUAUAAAGUCUGUGCUCUUACUUUUUCUUGUCAUUAUUCCCUAAAAAAUACAACUAUUUGUAGAGCAUUUAUAUUAGGUAUUAAUAAUAAUCUAGGUAAAUGGGAGGAUGUACAUAGGUUAUAUGCAAAUACUAAGGCAUUUUGAGACUUGAUUACCUACAGAUUUUUGUAAUCUUGUGUUGUGUGUACAGAUGUAUGUAUGUAAAAUACACAUCAGAUGUUUCAUUUAAAUGAAGAAAAUGCCUACUGAUUUAAAAAAAAAAGUCUCUGUCCUUUGUUGUGAUAAACAAGAGGACCAGCUA